UACUAUUUUAAAUAAAGUCUUUUUUUUUCCGGCGUAACGUGAGGUCAUACUCGCGUCCAUUGAAGAAACGGGCGUGGUUUCGCCCUCGCCCCGCCCCUGCAUGCCCAUAUACGGUCAUUCGACGGUGCGUUGAUUGACAGCGGACAGCAGCUGCUGAGCUGCCCAGACAUGGCGGAGGAUACAGUGUAACAAGAGGCUCGGCGGCGGAGUUCCAGGACUUUUCCCCGGCAGCAGAGUCGCCUCUCGGCUCGCUAGACGCUACACGAGAGGAGGGGGAAAUGUGUCGGACCGACGCGCGCUCGGAAGGGAGGCGGAAAACGAGGUGAAAAAAACAAAAAGAUGGGACAAUGUAUUGCUGUUUAGCAACAAAUAUGGCUCCUUGUGCCUUUUUCGCCAUAAACAUUCAUCUCCCUUUGCCGCGGUGCAUCCGGGGAACUUCUGCUGCCAGCCGCGAUAGUAAGUUCACUUCCAUAAGCUCUCGGUACUUUUAAUUUCGCUUCGGGUAUUCGGCGCUAGCCGCGCCGAGCUAAGGCGAGAGCCAUAGGAGCAGGAAUGGAGCCAAAGCACAAAGAGUUGCUCGACCGGUGCCACCAGAACUUGCUGGAGUCCAUCACGGACGCCGACCGCGUCAUCGAGCUGCUCAUCGUUUCCGGCGCCUUGAGCCAGCUCGACCGCUUCGAGCUGGACCAGAACUGCUCCUCCAGCGCGGAGAAAGUGGAGCUCCUGCUGAAGAUGCUGGUGAACAAGGAGAGCGACCAUUUCCUGGACCUGUGCGUGGCCCUGGAGAAGGCGUACCCGGACCUGCACACCGCCCUCUUCUGCAGCAGCAGCAGCAACGGCGGGGGGCCUGUGGACCACAACACCGGUUCUACAUACAGCGUCCUUUCCACCAUGCCUUCCGACUCCGAGAGCAGCAGCUCCCUCAGUAGCGUCGGUUCGCCUGUGAACGGCGAGGCAUCCUCCCCACCCCCCGCCAUCAAUGACAACCGGCCCCCCGGUGACAACCUGGACACGGUGUUGUUUCAGCUCCGCCAGGUGACCAGGGAGAGGGACGAGCUACGCAAGCGCCUGGCCUUGGCAUCGCCUGGCACCACCUUUGACGACUGCAGGCCAAAUUCCAAAGCCAGCCAUGACUAUGAGCGCUUAAAAAGCCAGUGCAUGAGAGCCAUGGCAGACUUGCAGUCUCUCCAGAACCAGCACACCAAAACACUGAAAAGGUGUGAAGAGGCUGUCAAAGAGGCUGACUUUUACCACAUGCUGCACAGUCGUGUCCUGGCCGAGCAGACGCAGCUGAAAGAAGAGAUGGAGACGCUGAGGAGGGACAACACCCAACUGGUGCGAGAGCACAACCACCUGAAACAGAACUGCGAGGAGCUCAAACGGCUCCAUGGUCAAGAUCAGCAGGAACUGUCAGACCUGCGACUGCAACAGCAGCAGGUAAUGCGAGAAAAGGGCUCCUCGGAGGUGCUGAACAAACUGUACGACACGGCCAUGGACAAGCUGGAGGGCGUCAAGAAGGAGUACGACGCCCUCAGCAAGCGCCACAGCGAGAAGGUGGCCACCCACAACACCGACCUGAGUCGCCUGGAGCAGGCCGAGGAGGAGAACCGGCGGCUUCAGAAGCAGAUGGACGCGUUGCUCCUACAGCGGGAGUCGGCUAUGCACUACCAGCAGCAGUACUCCACUUCCAUUAGGAGGUUCGAUUCCGUGCAGCAGGAGCUGAACAAGUCCUCGGCCCAAAACAAGGAGCUCCAGCGCGAGAUGGAGCGGCUGCAGUCGGAGGUGACGCGCUACAAGAACCUGCAGCUAAAGGCCUCCAAGGACUGCGACAAGUACAAGGAGGAGAGGGACUCCGUGUUCAACGAGUACCGCCUCAUCAUGAGCGAGCGCGACCAGGUGAUCAAGGAGCUGGACAAGCUGCAGACGGAGCUGGAGGCGGCCGAGGCCCGGCUGAAGAACACCUCUUCGGAGAGGGUGGUGGCCAGCGAGGAGUUGGAGGCGCUCAGACAGGAGUUGAACUCGUCGCUGGUGGACCGCGACAGGGCCAUCUGUGAGAGGAACGAGCUCCUGGAGAAGUACUGCCAUGAGGUGAAGGACAAAGCCGAGGCCCAGAAGGAGCUGAGCCAGGCCUGCAAGGACAUUGAAAUGGUGCGGGAGGAGAGGGACGUGGCCCGCAAGGAGAGGACCGAAGCCAUUAUUCAGAGGGAUCAGCUUCUCCGGGAGUACUAUCAAGCACGGCAGAAACAAGACUCUGCCACGCUGGACAUGGAGCGUGCCAACAAGGAGAUAGAGAUGCUGAGGAAGCAGUACGAGGCCAUGUCCCAGGAGCUGAAAGAAGCCACGCAGGAGACCGAGGUGGCCAAAUGUCGCCGGGACUGGGCCUUCCAAGAGCGGGACAAAAUAGUGGCGGAGAGGGAGAGCAUCAGGACGCUGUGCGACAACCUGCGUCGGGAGCGAGACCGAGCAGUCAGCGACCUCGCAGACGCCCUGCGGAAUCUGGACGACAUGAGGAAGCAGAAGAACGACUCUUUGCGAGAGCUGAAGGAGAUGAAAGAGAAAAUGGAGGGCCAACUGGAGAAGGAGGCCAGGUUCUGUCAGCUAAUGGCCCACAGUUCACACGACUCGGCCAUAGACACGGACUCUCUGGAGUGGGAGACCGAGGUGGUGGAGUUUGAGAAAGACCGGGAUGACAUGGACUUGAAGGCGCUCGGGUUCGAUAUCGCAGAAGGGGUCAACGAUCCAUAUUUGCCAGGGGAUUGUGGGAUAUUUGUGACGAGGGUGGACAAAGGAAGUAUAGCAGAUGGAAGGUUAAGGGUAAACGAUUGGUUGCUGAAGAUAAACGACAUGGACCUGACCAACAAGGACAGGAAGCAGGUGAUGAAGGCGGUCCUGAACGUUGGCAGGUUGAUCAACAUGGUGGUACGGAGGAGGAAGUCUCUGGGCGGACGGCUGGUUACUCCCGUUCAUAUUAACCUGAUGGGACAUAAAGACAGCGGAAUAGGCCUGGAGAAUGGUGUGUUCGUCACCACGGUGGUCCAGGGUAGUCCAGCUGCCAGGGAAGGCACGCUCACUGUGGGAGACAGACUGAUCGCUAUAAAUGGCAUCGCUCUGGAUAACAAAUCUGUGACAGAAUGUGAGGCCCUGUUGAGGAACUGCAGGGACUCUCUCAGCCUCUCUCUCGUGAAGUUUUUCCCUCACAGUACAUCCGGCCAGAACAUCUUCGAGAGUCUGCGCGAUUGCUCCGAGAAGUCCAACGGGCGGAUUCACCUGUCCGAAAUCCACUCGCGGAACAGCCGCAACCUCAGACACAACAGCUCCACGCAGACGGACAUCUUCUGCCCCGACGUGGGCGGCGCCAGCAUGAGCAGCAUCCCCGUGGAGCGGCGGAAGCUCCGGGGCGAAGCCGACGAGCUUUACGCCGACAUCGGCAAAGCGUUCUCCCUCCAUGCCACCAGCCUGCGGCCGGCCUCUGACUUGGGUACUGGCCGCUACGGCCCGAGCGCCUUCCAAGAGUGCUGCCCCUACAUGAAGGCACCUUCCUCUUUGCCCUUUGACCCCGUCUCCGCGCCAGAGUGCCUCACCGGCGAGGCCACCCAGGACAGGAAGCACAGCGGAGGAACGUGGCCCAAGAUGGUGGCCGGAGGCAUGUCGGUUGCACCAGACAACACCAGCUCGGUCACGGCCGCCGCGCAGCUCUCAAUCUAUAAAUCACCCAAGCAGAGGAAGUCCAUCUUCGACCCGGACACCUUCAAACGCCCUGAAACGCCCUCCUCUAAGUUGGAGUACAUGGCGGCCAAUCAGAUCGCGGCCGUGGCCUCUGCAGCGUCGCACUCCCCGCAACCCUCAAAGACGGACUCCCUCUCCUCCUCCUCCACUCCCACCCCUCCGACGCCCCCCACCCGCAGCGACUCCUUCAAGUUCAAACAUAAACAUCAAAGCAGCUCGGCGUCCGACUGCACCAUCACGUCGGACGGCAAGGGAGACGCGGCCGUCGCCGCGGCGACAGGCGAAAGGGAGCGAGACCGGAACGGAAACCACUACUUCCUGGACGGUAAAGUCCUGACCUCCAGGAAGUCGUGCGACGAGGACAUAGGACGCACCAGAGGAGAGGAGCCCGAAGUGAAGAGGCCGCGCCCCAAAUCCGCCCCCGCCCUGCGCCGCAGAAUGACGCCACAGACCAUCACUCUUCCCGCCUUCCAGAGCUACUCCAACGACGAGCAUUCGCCAGAACCCAGAGACAUGCUGCGCUCCUCUCCCAGCCGCUCCCACCGGCACAGCGUUGGCUUCGUCCCCACGGUCUAUAACGGCACCCUCCCCCCCAAUUCAGCCCACCGGGGUCUGUCUCCUUGCCCCGCCGUGACGGCCGUGAUGAGGAAUCCCGUGUACACCGUGCGCAGUCAUCGUGUUCAUACCAGCAACUGUCCAUCAGUGGCUUCCCAGAUCUGUCACCAGCACACGCCCACCAGCCCUCAACAUCAGGGUAGACUGAGCCUGGAUCUCAGCCAGCAGAAGCGGGUCGGCGACUACGCAGAAUCCUCAUCGUCACGCAGCAGCCGAGCCUCACACGGUACAAACUCACUGCCCUCCGGCGCACGGCUCGGUUCUUCUAAUAAUGUCCAGUACCGGGCUGAGAGGAUCAAGAUCCCUUCUACUCCUCGCUAUCCUCGCUCCAUGCUGGGCUCAGACAGAGGCUCCCUCUCACAUUCCGAGUGCAGCAGUCCCAGCCUCAUCACGCCGCCGCAGUCGCCACUCAAUCUGGAGACGUCCUCCUUCGUGAGCAACCAAUCACAGGGCUCCAUUUCCACUUUACCUCGCAUCUCGGUCAGUCCGGUGCCAAUCGGGGAGCGCCGGAAAGACAGAUCUCUUUACCGUAACCGAUCUUUUCUCAGGAUUCCUCUGGCCGCAAGGCCGAGGUUCUCCUCUCUCAGGAGCCUCAGGCCUUACUUGGAGGAACCCCGCAACGUCAUCGUGCACAAAGGCGUCGAGCCUCUGGGCAUCUCCAUUGUGAGCGGCGAGAACGGAGGCAUCUUCGUUUCGAAGGUGACUGGAGGUAGCAUCGCCCACCAGGCAGGCCUGGAGUACGGGGACCAGUUACUGGAGUUCAAUGGCAUCAACUUGCGUAACGCUACGGAGCAGCAGGCUCGCCUCAUUAUUGGUCAACAGUGUGACACCAUCACCAUCAUGGCCCAGUACAACCCACACAUGUACCAGCUGGGCAACCACUCUCGCUCCAGCUCUCGUCUUGAGCCGGUCAGCACCCAGUCUACUCCUCAGGGGAGCGGCGCAGCCACCCCAGACAAUCACUCCGCCAUCGACACGCUCAGCGAACAGGACGAGGGCACCCUUACCCCUUCCUCAAAACAGACCACGCCCACCACCAGCCCCCGCAACUAUGUCAGAAUGCACUCUGACGGCAACAAGAAGGCGGUGGAGCCUCGACUGGUGACGGUGCACAGGCCUGGCGUGGAGGUGGGGGUCACGCUCUGUGGGGGGAACCUGCGGGGCGUCUACAUAGAAAGCCUGGAUGAGGACAGUCCUGCCAGAGGAGCUGAUGGGUUGCGUCCUGGUGACCUCAUUCUGGAGUACAACACGGUGAAUAUGAAGAAUAAGACGGCGGAGGAAGUGUAUGUUGAAAUGCUGAAGCCGGCCGAGACGGUCACUUUGAAGGUGCAGCAUCGAGCGGACGACUUCCACGUGCUCAAAGAUGUUCCAGGCGAUGGCUUUUAUAUCAGAGCGCUUUACGACCGCGUGGGGGAGGCCGAGGGGGACCUCACGUUCAAGAAGGAUGACAUCCUGUACGUGGAUGAGUCGUUACCAAAGGGCAGCUUCGGGACGUGGAUGGCCUGGCAGCUAGAUGAGAACGCACAGCAGAUCCAGAGGGGACAGAUCCCCAGCAAGUACAUGAUGGACCAAGAGUUUUACCGCCGACACAGCGUGACGGAAAUGAAGGAAGACUCCGGCAAGACGCUGUCCGCCGCCGCCCGUCGGUCGUUCUUCAGGAGGAAGCAGAAACACAAGCGCAGCAGCUCCAAAGACAGUAAAGAAAUGGUGGCUUUGGACGCCAUCAGCACCGACUCCAUCCCCUUCCUGGAAGACUGCGUGAGCUUGGCGUACCAGAGGGUCCAGAAGGUGGAGUGCGCCUCUCCUCGACCGGUGCUGGUCCUGGGGCCGCUGACAGACCCCAUCAAGGAGAUGUUAGUCAAAGAGUCUCCGGGGAAGUUCUGCAGAUGUCUGCUAGAGGUCAUGAAAGCGUCCCAACAAGCCAUCGAGCGAGGCGUCAAAGACUGCCUCUUUAUCGACUACAAGCGCCGCAGCGGCCAUUUUGACGUGACCACGGUUGCCUCGAUAAAGGAAAUAACAGAGAAGGGUUGUCACUGUUUGCUGGACAUCGCUCCGCACGCCAUCGAGAGACUGCACAGCGUUCACAUUUAUCCUAUUGUUGUCUUUGUGCGCUACAAAAACGCCAAGCAGAUCAAGGAGCAGAAAGAUCCUGUGUACCUGCGGGAUAAAGUCUCUCAGAAACAUUCCAAGGAGCAGUUUGAAAGUGCGCAGAAGAUCGAGCAGGACUACAGCAAGUUCUUCACAGGUAUCGUUCAGGGCGGCUCCCUCCCUUACAUUUGCACUCAGAUCACCACCAUAGUGGAUCAAGAACAAAGUAAAGUCCUGUGGACUCCACUUGGCUGCCCCUAGUGGACCAGGGUAGCACUCAUCCCAAACACACACACACAAUGACACACCAAGUGUUUUAAACCCCAGUCACACAUUUGGUACACUAACCAGCUACAGUAUCUCAAUUGUUGCUGUCGAGUUUUCCUCAUUUCAUGUCAGUACUGAAGAGCCACAAAGUGAUACCGUGUGUCCUGCUCCAAGCUCCUUUAGGCUUCUCCAAAAAAAUGUGUGUGUGUGUUUAUUGUGUGUCAUCUGCGUCCCUUCACUCUCUUUAACUAUACUGUCCAACAGUCUCUCACUUGCCCCUACCUCCUGUGCACACUAACUUUAACACUAAUCAAGCUCACCACACACCCUUAGGGCCGCA
Messenger RNA from Nerophis lumbriciformis (worm pipefish), 7036 nucleotides. RefSeq names its product discs, large homolog 5a (Drosophila) (gene dlg5a). Gene Ontology annotation, molecular function: protein binding. Gene Ontology annotation, biological process: negative regulation of hippo signaling; regulation of apoptotic process. Lineage: Eukaryota; Metazoa; Chordata; Actinopteri; Syngnathiformes; Syngnathidae. Gene Ontology annotation, cellular component: plasma membrane. The record is from RefSeq and is a predicted model, not a curated record.